Molecule: messenger RNA, 1969 nt
Organism: Oncorhynchus tshawytscha (Chinook salmon)
Lineage: Eukaryota; Metazoa; Chordata; Actinopteri; Salmoniformes; Salmonidae
Product: calcium-binding protein 1
Exons: 8
Coding region: 203-754 (183 amino acids)
Molecular function (GO): calcium ion binding
Source: RefSeq, a predicted model, not a curated record
CUAGCCUCUUGUUGUAGUCUGACUCCAUGUCGUCCAUCCACAAGCUGAGUCACAGUCUGUGUCCCUGUCUCUGCCCCUGCGCCUCUAUGUCCUGGCCCCACAACCUGGAUGUCUGUGGCCCCAGGACCAGAAGAAGAACUACAGAGCAGUGCAGUCCUGUGAGGAGGGGACUGGGGGGGCCUAUCUUGAGCCACUAGUGGCUAUGGCUCAGAACGGAGGCAACAUGCACAACGUACUGGGGCCUGCCUGCAUCUUUCUACGCAAGGGCUUCGCUGAGAGCCGGCAGGCUAAGAAGGAUAGAGAGCUGAGGCCGGAGGAAAUGGAUGAGUUGCGUGAGGCUUUUAAAGAGUUUGACAAAGACCACGACGGCUUCAUUGGCUGUAAAGACCUGGGCAACUGCAUGAGGACCAUGGGCUACAUGCCUACUGAGAUGGAGCUGAUUGAACUGAGCCAGCAGAUCAAUAUGAACCUGGGACGACAUGUUGACUUUGAGGACUUUGUGGAGCUGAUGGGGCCAAAGCUUCUGGCUGAAACAGCAGAUAUGAUUGGGGUCAAGGAGCUGAGGGACGCUUUUAAAGAGUUUGACACCAAUGGUGACGGCAAGAUCAGCACAUCAGAACUCAGAGAAGCAAUGAAAAAACUUCUCGGUCAACAGGUUGGUCACAGGGACCUAGAAGACAUCCUGAGGGACAUUGACCUGAAUGGAGAUGGUCACGUGGACUUUGAAGAGUUUGUACGUAUGAUGUCUCGCUGAGUGACAGGUUAAGCACCUGUAGGCCAUGUUUCUGACUGGCCCCUUUCCUGGUAAGAGAGGAAGAGAAGGAGAAGAGAUGCCGAAGCCCUUACCAACAGACCACUUACCUCUGACUUCUGUACAACAGAAGGGGGAAACGACAUAUCAACAACCGCCCUGCUACUGCCACAUCCGAAGAUGAGCACAGAAGCUGACGGAACAACGCCAGCGAUGAUGAUGCUGUAUGCUGCUGCAAAAGAGAACAACAGCCAGCCUCCCACAAUUUUACACUGUACAUUUCCGAUAUUAGAGAAAACAUUUGUAGGUGUUAACAGGGGCUAAUAGAGCAAUGUGACGUUUGAGCUACUUACAAUCAUUACCAUGGUUGGUUAAGGCUAUGGGAAAGUAAAAGGAGACAUAUUGACAUUUUUAGCAUUUUCUCAUGCCAGCGUCUCCCAUAACCAACCUAAAGCACUAUAUUCCCCUCUGGGCCUUUGUACUCCUGAGCUAAACUUUUUAAUGGCAAUAUUAUUUCAACGUACCUACUGUCAAAAUAUGUAUUGUUCAUGUGUGCGUACGUGUAUGUUUGUGUGAAGCUCAAUUCUCCCAUAUUGUACGAUUCCAUAUGUCUUAAGCUACUGUAGAGUUAGUUUCAGACCCAUGGCAUACGCUAGCCAACUGUCUCUGUCUUGAAAUACAUCUCACGUAUUAGCGCUGAUGCACUUCUUAUCAAACACAUAUCAAGUUACAUUAUACAAGCUCUGAACAUAGAUGGGCAACUGUUUUUAUUAAAGGAAAUAGCAUUUUGGUGAAAACCGAAGACUGGGGAAUGGGGUAGCAAUCAUAUAUAAACUGUUUACGUCUGGCCAACCCAAGACCCAAAGAUGUGCACAUUGUUUUGCAUGAAUACUGAGAUUGCAAGCUCCACUUUUGAUUUAACCAGACACACUGUCACGCUGUCCCUCCGUACAAAUCAACCAAGUGCACCACAGACAAACAUACACACUGUAAUUUAAUGUGGUGAUCAACAUAACACUGAAACCUGUGUCUCUCUAUGUGUGUGAGAUCAGUGUGUUAUCUCUGUACUGAUGAGAGUGUGUUUGUGUUUGAGUGUGGAACUUGUGAGUUUUUGUGUGUCUCCCUUAUGCAGUCUUAUUUGUGACUUUGAAUUUGUCUUGUGCGAUUCUAUGCAUGCAAAAUACUAAAACAAUGUGUAGUUGAGAAUAAACAGCUUUA